AUGCUAGACACCACAGUUGGUUCGUCGCCGGCGCGCCGCCCUCGCAAAUCGUUGGGGCAGCAUUUCCUGACCGACACCCGCAUCGCCAAUCGGAUCGUCGCCGCCGCCGAUCCGUCACCCGCCGACACUAUCGUUGAAAUCGGUCCCGGUUCCGGUAUCCUGACCAGGCGACUGGUGCAAGUCGCCGGCCAGGUGGUUGCCGUGGAGCUUGACCCGGCCCUGGCUGCCAGGUUAUCCGAGCGCAUCGGCAAUCCCGACAACCUGAAAGUCCUGCCAGCCGAUGGACGCACCGUUGAAAUUUCCGCGUUGUUUGACGACGGCGGGCCGUACAAACUGGUAGCCAACCUCCCAUAUUACGCGGCAUCCCCCAUCGUGCGCCGAUUCCUGGAAGCCGCGCUUCAUCCCACGCUGUUGGUGGUAAUGGUGCAACGCGAGGUGGCAGCCGCCAUGUGCGCACCGCCCGGUUCAAUGACCCUGCUGUCGGUUGCUACCCAAUUCUACGCCGUGCCGUCGGUGGUAACGCAGGUGCCGGCACGCUCGUUCCGCCCGCCGCCUAAAGUGGCUUCCACGGUGGUGAAACUGGUGAUGCGGGACAAGCCGCCGGCGGACGUUGACGAUACCAGCGAAUUUUUUUCCCUGGUUCGGGCCGGAUUUGCCGCUCCCCGGAAACAGCUGCGCAACUCGCUGGUGCAAGGUUCCGGAUGCCCGGCAGAGAUUGUUUCCCCGGUGCUGGAGGCGGCCGGCAUCGACGGGCAGCGUCGCCCGGCCACUUUGACGAUUCCGGAGUGGGCGGCCCUCAACACCGGGUGGCCGCAAAACACCCCGCGCCAUCGCGACCUGCGACCGACGGCCGGCAGCGAUGGUCGCCGACACCACCGAACCCGAUAA
Messenger RNA from Geodia barretti, 888 nucleotides. NCBI's taxonomy places the organism in Eukaryota, Metazoa, Porifera, Demospongiae, Tetractinellida, Geodiidae. The record is from the annotation of a GenBank genome assembly.